AACCUUUACCGAUAAAGUAUUGAAAUACACCGAACAACGGGCAUUCUAUCGCUCUAAUCGAACGAACCGAGGAAGGAGUAAUUGUUGGAUAAAAGAUUUAAUUAAUUGGCUUACCUAUUAAGAAUAAUCUGGAUAUGAUGACUUGCAGCGUAGAUUGAAAAAGAGUAGCGUUUAGCUCCUAGACGGACGAAAUCGUGAAAAAUCAAUUCUUUUUUGCGAUUGCAUAGCGAGAAGCUCAUCACAUCAAACGAUCCACUGAUCCGUAAGUCGAUGUUUGGAUCAGUAAAUCGAACGUAAUACAAAUAUUUCAAAAAUGUCUGAAAUGGAAGUGCAUGGUUUCAUGAGUGAAAAUGAAUUGAAUGAAAGUGCAGUCAGCGAGAUAGCUGAACAUUCUCAGGAUUCCCAAGAAGAAAUUGACGGUGUUCCUCAUGGUGACGAGGAACAGAAAGAAAAAUUGUUAAAACUCCCACUGAGUAGAGUUAAAGCAAUAGUGAAACUGGAUCCGGAUGUAAACUUAAUCACUCAAGAGGCUGUAUUUCUGAUAACAAAAUCAGCGGAACUUUUCAUUGACUCCCUAGCGAAAGAGUCCUACAAGUAUACAGCUCAGAACAAGAAGAAGACUGUGCAAAAACGAGAUGUCGAAAUCGCCAUUGAAAAUGUCGACGCAUUGGUGUUUCUAGAAGGAGCAUUAGAGUGACUUUGAAUCUUUUUUAUAUUAGCUUUAACACUUGCACGUCACUCAUGCGGAUGACUAAGAUGAUUUUAUUAUUUCAAUUGAUAGUGUAUUUAAUGUGAAACAAACAUAUGUUACAUCAUGUAAUUAUUAAGAUAAAUAUUUAAAUUCAUUAAUUCAUAGAACAGUUGAAGCUCUUGUAAUAACAUUUGAAAAUAUUUUCAAUUA
Neodiprion virginianus is the source of this 901-nucleotide messenger RNA. It is a transcript of the gene PolE4, whose product is annotated as DNA polymerase epsilon subunit 4. The transcript has 3 exons. The record is from RefSeq and is a predicted model, not a curated record. NCBI's taxonomy places the organism in Eukaryota, Metazoa, Arthropoda, Insecta, Hymenoptera, Diprionidae. The coding region runs from base 314 to 697 and encodes 127 amino acids. Gene Ontology annotation, molecular function: protein heterodimerization activity. Gene Ontology annotation, cellular component: nucleus; epsilon DNA polymerase complex.